AUGGUGCGCAUCCUAUUCGCUACACUUAUCAAUUGUCCGAUUAUCGAGGCUGUGCCUGUGACGGUUGCUGUUAGCUAUCUUGAUAACUUGAUGCCGCUGGAUUACCUUGACUUGUUUAAAGCGGGUGCUAAGCAUCUUGUACUCGCCGAGAACUGGCUUGGACAGGAUGGUUCCAUUAUAUUCCCUAGAAAGUUCGGUGGCGAAUCUCUAUCAUCAAGCCUUUGGCAAGACUUGUAUGUUUAUCAGCCAUGGAAGUAUGCUGAUAAGUACUACAGCGUCCUGGAUAGCGAAUCACUGGAUUUCAAAACUCAAAUAAGCAUCGAAUGGGCAGGCAACAUCACCCAGCUAUUCGCCAACAUGUCUGCGAAUAUCUCUGACUUGUCGCUCACUAUAGUCCCGGAAGGCCGCUAUAAUAAUCUCAGCAAUUCCAACUCUUAUCGAGGGUUGAUAAAUGACGGUGCGCCAGUAUCAGGCGAUGGAUACUUCGACGGCUUCUACUACAACUCACAGAAACAAGUCAAGGAAAAGGCCCAGCUUGUGAAGACAAGGCGCCUCGGUGGCCUCGCCAUAUUUUUCCCUUCUAUCGAUCUCCCCCCUACUAAUGCAUCCUCUCUGCUGCAUGCAGCCGUUUCUGGAUAG
Messenger RNA from Perkinsus marinus ATCC 50983, 639 nucleotides. RefSeq lists its product as hypothetical. Lineage: Eukaryota; Perkinsozoa; Perkinsida; Perkinsidae. The record is from RefSeq and is a predicted model, not a curated record. The coding region runs from base 1 to 639 and encodes 212 amino acids. The transcript is spliced from 3 exons.